AGCGACAGCGGUAUCGGCGGUGUCCCCAACUAAUCAGAAAUUAAAUAGUAGUAGUAUUACAGAGAAAACAGAGAGACAAAAUAAGCCCACCAGGGAAAGUAGAAGCAGUAGGGAGGAAGGAAGGGAGAUGGCGGGGGGGCGUUUGCAAACAACUGCAAUAAAUUCUCUACUUAAAGGAGGCAGAAGCAGCGACUGCUUCAGUAAACUGCUUGGCAGUAGGCAGCAGCAGCGCUCCAUCGCUGCCAAACCUAAAACUUUUGACACUGCUGCUGUUGCUCAUACUGAUUCAUCAUCAUCAGCUGAUGCUGAUGCUGCUUAUCCAAAGCAAUCUGAUUUCCCCCACCACCACCACCACGACGCCGUCGAUUCCGGUGGGGUGCCCACUUCAGGAAUAAGCAGACCCCUUUCGGAAAUCUUGAAAGAGCUCAACAAGAAAGUACCAGAUUCUCUCAUCAGUGCCCGCACCGAACCCAAUGGCUUCUCCGUCAAAUACAUCCCCUGGCACAUAGUCAAUCGGAUUUUGAACUUGCAUGCUCCAGAGUGGUCUGGUGAAGUUCGGAGCAUCACUUAUUCAGCUGAUGGGAAGUCAGUUUCUGUCAUUUAUCGUGUAACAUUGUAUGGAACUGAUGCAGAGGCAGUAGCUGAGUUGUUAAUGGCUACUGAUCCUUGGAAGAGCUAGGGUCUUUGAAACAGAAAGAAUUCAAGUUGUUUGAUGACCAGUCUUCUCAAAAUAGCGGUGCUGCACUGAUAUUAAAUCUCUUUGGAUGCAUUUGACGCUGGGGGUUAUUUAAUGCGUUGUAAUUUGGCGACCUUCAUGAUAUUUGUCCAGUUCAUAUGAUUCUGCGAGUAACAUGUGUUGAGUACAUCUUGUUGCUCUUGGUGGGCAUUGGUUGAAUUUUAGUUUGGGAUAAGGGGUUUUUGGUGACUAUCCCAUAGGGGAUAGUGAUAUUUAGCUGAAUUCAGCACGAGAAUGAUCAUGUUAAUUGUUUCUGUUGAAUCUGUCACAUGCAAGCCCUACAACAUGCUGAAUGAGUUGAUGAGAAUUCAUUGACCAGAUAACUCAAAAAAAAUCUGAAUCAGAUGUGUUCAGUAUAUUUUAUAGUCGAAAUUGCUCUCCCUUUCCCAGGUUCCUGGCUUCACAAAAGGUGCAGAAAAUUGAAAAUUGUUGUGAUUCUUUGGUAGCUAGCCAGCAGUAUUUUAUUUCUGCUGACUUGACCGAAAAGUAAAAAAGCAGUAUUGUAUAGUGUUGCUCUUCCACUUGGGAACUUUUUCCAAAAUUAAUCCUCCAUUAACAGUGCCAGUGUAUGAAAAGGUGUGCAAACCUUUUUUUUCCCGUCUGUCUAAUGCUCGUCAAACUUGUAAUGUU
This is a messenger RNA of Coffea arabica (coffee), 1366 nucleotides long. The record is from RefSeq and is a predicted model, not a curated record. NCBI's taxonomy places the organism in Eukaryota, Viridiplantae, Streptophyta, Magnoliopsida, Gentianales, Rubiaceae.